This is a messenger RNA of Rubroshorea leprosula, 1922 nucleotides long. Lineage: Eukaryota; Viridiplantae; Streptophyta; Magnoliopsida; Malvales; Dipterocarpaceae. The record is from the annotation of a GenBank genome assembly.
UCCAAGCCUAAAACACAGGAAAAACCCCAUUUCGACCUUCUUCGUAAUGCUUCUCGGGAAUUCGCCGUUUCUGCCUUCCUGGACUCUGCAAUCUUCUCAGGGCUCAGAAGGAAAAGUUGCUGUGGAUUGAAAGUUUAAGCCUUUCAGGGCUUUAAUUUCUUAUACAUUUAUCAUCUUAUUCACGUCUUAUUUCUAAGUGUUGUGGUUUGAAAGAUGACCACUUCAAUGUCUCCUUCCUUUACGCAUUUUGAUACUAGAUCUAUGGGGGUACUAAGGGGCAUAUCAAGGGAGAAUCAUUUGAGGAGAAUUAGUUGCACAAAAAUACCUGAUGAGAAGAGUGGAAAUAGGGUUCCAAGUGCCAGCCAAAAGUCUGCGAUGCUGCGUUUGAGAUGUUCUGCAAACUCCCAAAGUGUCAGUCCAUAUCAGAACAAAGACCCUUUUCUUAAUCUACAUCCUGAGGUUUCAAUGCUUAGAGGUGAAGAGAACAACACAAUUACGAAUCCAAGGAAGGAUAGUUCCAGGGAAAGUGUCAUUGAGAGCUUGGGAGACACAUCUGCUCCAGGUAAUUAUAAUGAAGCCAAGAUCAAAGUUAUUGGCGUUGGAGGUGGUGGGUCAAAUGCUGUGAAUCGCAUGAUAGCAAGCGAAAUGAAGGGUGUGGAAUUCUGGAUUGUCAAUACUGAUGUUCAAGCCAUGAGAAUGUCACCUGUCUUUCCUGAGCAUCGGUUACAGAUUGGUCAGGAGUUAACUAGGGGUCUUGGUGCUGGCGGGAACCCAGAGAUUGGCAUGAAUGCUGCCAAAGAAAGCACAGAGGCCAUAGAAGAGGCACUCUAUGGUGCUGAUAUGGUUUUUGUUACAGCUGGAAUGGGUGGAGGGACUGGAACUGGUGGAGCUCCUGUCAUUGCUGGGGUAGCAAAGUCAAUGGGUAUUUUGACUGUCGGUAUUGUCACAACCCCAUUUUCUUUUGAGGGAAGAAGGAGAGCUGUCCAAGCGCAGGAAGGAAUUGCUGCUCUCAGAGACAAAGUUGACACCCUGAUUGUUAUUCCAAAUGACAAGUUAUUGACUGCAGUCAACCAGUCUACUCCAGUAACUGAAGCAUUUAAUCUGGCAGAUGAUAUUCUUCGGCAAGGUGUCCGUGGAAUCUCUGAUAUUAUUACGGUAGGGAAAACAAGGGCAAGAGAUGCUGCAUUAAAUGCUAUCCAAUCACCUUUGUUAGAUAUUGGUAUAGAAAGAGCUACCGGCAUUGUGUGGAAUAUUACCGGUGGAAGUGACUUAACUUUGUAUGAGGUCAAUGCUGCUGCUGAGGUUAUUUAUGACCUUGUGGAUCCGACAGCAAAUUUGAUAUUUGGAGCAGUGAUAGAUCCAUCACUUAGUGGUCAAGUGAGUAUAACUCUUAUUGCCACGGGAUUCAAACGCCAAGAAGAAAGUGAAGGGAGACCCCUGCAGGCAAGUCAGCUAGCACAAGGAGAUGCCAUUGGAAUUGGUCGCCGACCUACCAGUUUCAGUGAAGGUGGUUCCGUGGAAAUCCCUGAGUUCCUCAAGAAGAAAGGACGCUCACGCUACCCAAGAGCUUGAAUAAUUUUUCUUUUCUCUCAACCCAAGGAGUUAUGCCUCAUCUUGAGGUAUCAGCAUGUAUGCCUGUCUAAAAUAUAUAUAGCCAUGUUAGUUGUAGGUUCUAAAUAGCAUAUUUCCUUAGCAAGCCACAACAAAGUACCUUAUAUCCUUCCCAUUUCAAUAAGUUUAGGAAUACACUCCAUGUUAGAGCUUGUUUUUGCAGUAUGUUAAUACAAUAAACCUCACAUUACCUUGUACAGAGCGAGAAUUUCGUGAAGUGAAAAUGAUAUUUUUGUUGUUUGUUUCAUUCAAUGUUAAGGAUAUUGUGUUCAUGUCAGAUCUCAUUUGUUUGCCCCUAACACAUAUUUUGA